This is a messenger RNA of Parastagonospora nodorum SN15, 834 nucleotides long. RefSeq lists its product as hypothetical. NCBI's taxonomy places the organism in Eukaryota, Fungi, Ascomycota, Dothideomycetes, Pleosporales, Phaeosphaeriaceae. The record is from RefSeq and is a predicted model, not a curated record. The transcript has 2 exons. The coding region runs from base 1 to 834 and encodes 277 amino acids.
AUGAAUCAAGAGCCCUCCGCAGUUCCAGAUUUCCUCCACACCCUAGAAGGCCUGCAAGCUGAUCCGCCCCACCUACCCAACAGCGCAUCCGAGUUUGGACGUGUGCCUGGUCCAUUGCCGCCUAUACUGCCCGCAGCCAGAACCGAGCGAGAACCCAGGAAGCCUGUGGUGACCUUUGUCAGUGCGCUGCCUCCGACUACCUACAACGAGCAAGACGAGCCGGACGGCACCCAGAACACCCUCGCGUACGUGAAGGUGCAACGUGCGCUCCUCAAAUUCGCUGAAACCCACCCUACCGACUCGCUCAGCCCUCGACAAGCCCGACUAUGGACCCAGGCUAUCGAUCCGGCAGGCAAGAAGGAGCCCAAAGCGGUGGAUGCGCUGCGUCUCUGCUACUACAUGCGCUCCCAGGGCUACGAUGUCUACUCCCGAGUGGGUGAUGGGUUCAUCUGCCUCUACGUUGUCCACCAGGGUUCGCACAUCCGCGACGCUCUACGUGACGCGCUCUACUGGAAGCAGAACGUCUUGACCAACAAGAGCGACUUCAUCGCUGGUUCAUCCGCACGAGGCCCUCGCCGCAACGCUGUGUCCGAUACUGGCAACGACUUCGCAGACUUCGAAGCGUUGAUGACGAGUCUUUUGCGACGAGAUGCCGCCCCAACAGCUGCGCCAGCCAUCGCAUCCGCACCCGCGCCCGUGCCUUCGACACCGCUUACUGCCGCCGAGAUCGCGCUUCGGGCUGCGCAAGCUGCCGUCCAGACUGAGAUCGAUAGAGAGGAGAGCGACCCGUUUGCACUCAGUGCCGCCAUGCAGGCCCUUGAGGCCCUUCUCUAA